Malassezia restricta is the source of this 621-nucleotide messenger RNA. RefSeq lists its product as uncharacterized. NCBI's taxonomy places the organism in Eukaryota, Fungi, Basidiomycota, Malasseziomycetes, Malasseziales, Malasseziaceae. Bases 1 to 621 code for a protein of 206 amino acids. The record is from RefSeq and is a predicted model, not a curated record. The transcript has 3 exons.
AUGCCGAAAAGGACCUACUCGGGAGCAGGGAAUCACGCAUCAUCGAAAAAAUCUCGGCCAGCGCCUAUGGAUCCAAGAGUACCCAAAGGUGCUGAUCCUACUCGCAGUAUAUAUUAUGACCCAGUGUUUAAUCCAUAUGGAGCUCCCCCGCCGGGACUAAGCUAUAAGGAACGACCCCGUACACCAGAUCCCUACGAAGAAAAUAAGCAAAGAAAAAUAUCUGAAAUACAGGUAAAAGCACCAUCUUCACCCCCAUUAGGCCAAGAAAAUGAUUCAGAUGAUGACAUCGUCAUGCCAGCGGGACCACCACCUUUCGCAAAUGUAACACCCCACAAACCUGUAUCUCAAUCUUUCGAAACUAUAUCUGCACCUGUGAAAUAUGUGCACUCUGAGUUUGUCGAGAAAUCGCAGCCCGAACCAGAGCCCGAACCAGAGCCCGAACCUGUGUAUGAUCCAGACUUAAUGAAUAAAGAGCUUCAUGAGCUUGAUUCGCCUGCAAGCAAGGUUGAAACCUCUACUGUAUUUGAGUCCAAGCCGCAGAUGCGAGACUUUCGAAAAGAGGCGGCGUCCUUCGUUCCUGUAUCUGUGCUCCGCCGCCAACGACACAAGCCCAAGCCGUAA